GGCUUUGAUAAUUUCUAUUGUUAAGUUGGAUUCCCGUCAUUCCACAAUACAAAUUCUUAUAUACGGUCUGCCACACCGAAAAUUUCGCGUGUAGUCGGCCUAGUCUCAUUUGAAAUAAAAAGCCCAGCAAACAGUAACACGCUCCUCACUGUUACUAGAAUCAGUGCUAACACAAACCCGCCUCUCACACAAAGUCCACACCAUGGCUACUCCCUUUUCUCUCUCCUCUACUACAAUUUCACUCUCUUGUCCUUAUUCAUCUCUCAACUUCUCUCCUUCAAUCACUUUCGAAGCUUCAACAAUGGCAACACCGUAGAACUCCGUUGACGAUUCACGGAUUUGAAGUGGAUCAAACUGAAAACCCAGAAUCGAGAUUUUAUGUGCACCGAGAUCAAGUAAAUCGGAAUCUUCGAUCUAAUCCGAUUUGAUCAAAUUCCAAUCCGACUCUGAGUUAAAUUCACGUGAUAUGUCAGGCAAUGGGUGACAAAGAAGUAAGUGGCCUGAUUUAGUACCCCACACAAUUUAUGUGAGGAAGUAUACUUGUCAAUGGGUGAUUUAGUACCCCUAACUUUUGAAUCACAUAAUACUUUUCAAGUCUGCACUUCAAUUUAUUUUCUUUCAAAAAGAUAGGAUGAAUUUGUCCACAGAAAUGAGUCGAGAUCAAACACAGCAAGAAAUACCAGUAAAGGAAGAGGGCAUAGAAAAUCUUCUACAAAGCCUUCCAAACAACCUUCCAUUCAUCAAACACCAAGAUUUCUGGUUAUUUGAGUGGAAUCUCAAAAGUGUAAUUUCCUUUCAAAAACACUUUAUCGCUCAAGACAAUGAUAUCUUGAUUACAAGCAUCCCCAAAGCUGGUUCAACUUGGUUAAAGUCACUUCUCUUUGCUGUUGUAAACCGUCACAUUUCUGAAAACCCUCUACUCACAUAUCAUCCCCAAGAACUUGUAUACAAUCUAGAAGGUGAUGUUUAUAGUGAUGGCUUUGAUUACCCUCGCCCACAUCAUCUUAAUGAGCUCCCUUCACCUCGACUAUUGAGCACUCAUCUUCCCUACGCUUCCCUCACUGAAUCUAUCAAGACAUCUGGUUGUCGGAUUUUGUACAUUUGUCGAAACCCUUUCGACACACUUGUCUCCUUCUAUCACUUCUUUUGUGAGUCUAGGAAGAAGGCCAAGGGAGAAGACUACGUACCUCCGAGUCUAGAGGACAUGUUUGAGUAUUUUUGUGAUGGUAGAAUUUUGUAUGGGCCAUUCUUUGAUCAUGUUAUUGGGUUUUGGAAGGCGAGUUUAGAGCUACCAAAUAAGGUGUUGUUCCUUAAGUAUGAAGACUUUAAAGAUGAUCCUUCUUAUCAUUUGAAGAGGGUGGCUGAAUUUAUAGGUAUGCCUUUUUCUCAAGAAGAAGAGAGUGAUGGUGUUAUAAAACAGAUUAUUGAGUUUUGUAGCAUCAAGAAUAUGAAGGAGUUGGAGGUUAAUAAAAGUGGGGUAAUCAAUAAGAUCUUUGAGAAAAAGAGUUACUUCAGGAAAGGGGAAGUGGGGGAUUGGACUAAUUAUUUCACACAUGAUAUGGAAGAAAGGAUGAAGAAACUCAUGGAAGAUAAAAUUGAGGGUACUGGU
Molecule: messenger RNA, 1609 nt
Organism: Beta vulgaris subsp. vulgaris (sugar beet)
Lineage: Eukaryota; Viridiplantae; Streptophyta; Magnoliopsida; Caryophyllales; Amaranthaceae
Product: cytosolic sulfotransferase 15
Exons: 1
Biological process (GO): sulfation
Cellular component (GO): cytoplasm
Molecular function (GO): sulfotransferase activity
Source: RefSeq, a predicted model, not a curated record